Fulvia fulva is the source of this 3558-nucleotide messenger RNA. RefSeq names its product Serine/threonine-protein phosphatase 6 regulatory ankyrin repeat subunit A. Gene Ontology annotation, cellular component: cytoplasm; nucleus; membrane. The record is from RefSeq and is a predicted model, not a curated record. Gene Ontology annotation, molecular function: metal ion transmembrane transporter activity; protein binding. The transcript has a single exon. The coding region runs from base 1 to 3558 and encodes 1185 amino acids. Gene Ontology annotation, biological process: transmembrane transport; metal ion transport. NCBI's taxonomy places the organism in Eukaryota, Fungi, Ascomycota, Dothideomycetes, Mycosphaerellales, Mycosphaerellaceae.
AUGGGUAGAAAGGCUGCGAGUGUACAAAGCGACUCUGAUCGCUUGGAGCCGAAGUUAGUGCGAGCUGUCGAGGCAAACAGUGUCUCGGAGGUGAAGACUGUAAUCGAAGAAGCGCAAGGGCGCAAUCAAUGCAACGAUGUCUUCCUGGGCGUUGGUCUGAUCAAGGCUUGCGACAAGAACCUCCCGGCCGUUGCUCGCUUUCUGCUCGAAAACGGAGCCAAUCCAGACUAUGCCUCAGCAAACAAACCAGCGAGCCUGCUUCGUGCAGCUGACUUCGGUCGCAAGGAGAUCGCAGAGGCUCUCAUCGACCAUGGAGCUAAUCUGGAAGCUGGAGACAAGAAAGGCCGCACAGCACUUAUGACGGCUGCCUACAAAGGACAGUUAGAGAUGGUUGAACUGUUGGUAGCUCGGGGGGUCCAGAUUGAGACUCGAGAUCACAGGCAACGGAAUGUCCUACUCAAUCUCGCCGCUGACAAAGGCUUGGUCAGAAAGCCUGGAAGUAAGCCUGCCCGCAAAUGGAGCAUGGAGGUCGUUCAUUACCUCUUACAAGCAGGCGUCGAUGUCGAAGCUCAAGACGAAGAUGGUCGAACACCUCUGCACUGGUGUUGUGUCACCGAUCUUGAAGACCUCCUACGUGCGCUUCUGACUUCUCGUACGAAUGGUGCAGCUCCAAAGGCGAACGUCAAUGCGAAGAAUGAUCGUCAGAUGACUCCCAUACAAUUCGCCGCUUCUCGAGACCAUGGACAUCUUGUGCGGAUAUUGUUGGACCAUGACGCAGAUGUGCUCAACAGGUCAGAUGGAGGUUGGACCGCUUUGCAUAAUUCCUGCACACACGGCUCGGAAGAUCUGCUUGAGCUGCUACUUACGGCAGGAGCUGAGAUCAAUGGCGAGCUUAUGAAUGGCAGAACUCCACUUCAUGUCGCUGCAGAGACUGGCAACAGGGAUGCUGUCGCUUUUCUUCUCCAGCAAUCGAGCUGCAAGUCGGCGACGAGGGAUCGCUUUGGCAACACUCCGCUUCUACUGGCUGCUCAACACCGACAUAAAGACAUCGCGGAAAUGCUCGCACCCUGGAACCAUCUCAACGAGCUGUCUGAAGAGGAACUCGAUGCAUGCAAGAAGUUCCGAGCAAAGAUAGUGGACUUCGGGGACUUUCCCAAUGGCAACCGGGUCAUGCAGAACCCUCCCACAAUCUACGAUCUGCUGUAUGCCAAGAACCCUGGACGUGGCAUGGAACACUUAUGGACCACCAUGCCGAAGAAGAUGAAAGCUACGAAUGUGCGAUGGAUUCAUUUGCCUGCGAACAACGUUGCUUGGUGCGAUGCUUUGCUCAAGAAGCGCUUCAUUGAAGAGGAUGUCGCCGAUGUGGACGGUUACAAAGCUCUGGAGACUUCUUUCAACCAUCAGCAUCGUGGCCAUCAUCAUCACUCUCGCUUCAUGCGCCCUAUGUGCCAAGUUGUGCGUCGUGCAGCUGGUGACGAGGAUUCGUCUGUGCUUGCAAGCUCGACCCUUGCGCCGCAGUCGAAGAGGGUCCCUAGAUCAAGCUUGAACACUGUCUCAGAAGCAACUCCGGAAGCCAAGUCUACGAAGCAGGGCGGUGAUCAACCACUGUUACCCAACCUUGAACGUCGAAAUUCACCGCCUACCAUCUCCGGCGCGGAGUCCAGCAACGAACAGAAUGCAGCCAAGACAGGAAACAGACCACAAAGUCCACGAACAGACUCAACAUCAACGGCCGCAACUCCCCAACCCACAGGUGCUGGAAGACAGCGCGGUAAGCCUGGUAAGCAACAAGUGAAGCGUCAGGAGACAGCUUCAACUGUCUCAGCCUCGGAGAGUGGCAGCACUGGCCAAGCGAACGGUCACACCAGCACCACGGGCUCUAAGACCAACAAGACCUCGAGGAGGCCAGUGACGGGCAGAGCUUCCAGAAGCGGCACGAACGUCACUGCUGAUCGAGUGUCGAACUCGUGCAAUCUGUUUAUGUUCAUGCCCUACUUGCACUUCGAAACACAUCGUCGCAGGAAAGAGAUGCAGCGUGCGUUGGAGCACCCAGAUCAUCUUCGAGGUCUGAGCAUGCACGCCGAAGCCGACGAGAUCUUGAUCCGUGCCCAUCUAUCGAAGUCUAGCUCCUUUUUACAUGUGAGGAGAACACUUGACCAAUUCUUCUACCACAAUAUCGACACGAGAUACCGUGACGAGGACCAAGUGGUCUUCCGAUUCCAACGCGAUCUUCGCGAUGCACCAGAACCGGAUCCAAAGAUCUUCAUGGUUGACCAGUUGUGGAUGUGGAUCGUGGGACGUGAUCUCAUCGUCACAAGCUUUCCACAAAGAUGGAAGCAGCCUCGCAAUGACCCACUAGACGUUUUCGAGGGAAUUGUAGAGGACAUCAACUCCAUCAAGAUGCGAGAUCCCGUACAGAAUGUGUACGAGCUGGCCAUGACCAUCGCAGGACGAUGUUUCGGCACCUUUGACAGACACAGGAAGAACGACGAUGGCUUCCAGUUCCUCGAUAUGUUCGGGGCGUCACUGGGCGUGGCCAUGGAUCGUGAAGCCAAGCGCUUUCAGGAGUUCUCAAGGGCAUCAGAACAGGCCUCGAUCUGGUUAAGGAGCCACAAGAAGCCCAACAAGAUCCUCCGUAACCUCGAAGUAGAAUCCAAAGUCCAUCACCACGUCGCCAAAAGAAUCGACAAAUCUGAGUCAAACGAGUACGACGACCCCGAUACAGAGUUCAUCGACAAGCUCCUUGAUGUCGGUCCUGAAACAGACCUCCUAGCAGAGAUCAAGGACAUUCGCGACGAACUGGAUAUCCUCAAGAUGGUUCUUCGACACCAAGAAAAUCUUCUCCCAGACCUACAAAAAGCCAUCACAACCCUCUACCACGAUGACCGCUCCUUGGGUGCAAUCCGAAAAGUCACCAGAACUUUCGAAGAACAAGAGAAGACCAUCUCCAACCCACUAAAAGACAUCGAGCGCAUGGAAGAACAAGCCAAACGCAUCUACGAAUCAAUCCGCGAUCUCCUCGACCUCAAGCAAAAACACGCCAACGCCUUCGAAGCGCGCUUCGCACGCGAACAGGCUCUCGGCGCACAGCGACAGGGACAAACGAUUAUGGUCUUCACCAUCGUCACCGUCAUCUUCCUCCCCUUAUCCUUCAUCGCCGCCUUCUUCGCUAUCAAUGUCGAGUCCUUCCCGCACAAUGCUGCUAGCGGACAGCCAGAGAUGAGUCUGGGGUACGUAUCUCAGUAUAUCUUCGGGAUUGGGCUUGCGAUCUCUAUCCCUUGUAUAGCGAUUGCGUUAUCUGUGGAUGAGUUGAGUUAUACUAUGAAGAGGGUGAGAUUGAGGCUGAGGCAGUGGUGGCCUAGGCGGAGGGGGAGGGAGGAGGUAGAGUAUGAGAGGCAGACUUUGAAGAUUGAGCAUACUUUGUCUGUGGCGAAGAGUUUGAGGAGGAGUGGGGACGUUACUUGGAAAGACGCUUCGAUGGAUGUGCCGAGGAGGAGUGGUGUGUAUCAGAGGAGAAGGCCUAGUCUGUGGGAUGAGGAGGCUGCCAGGCGGAUGUGA